Messenger RNA from Drosophila ficusphila, 2044 nucleotides. RefSeq names its product sodium channel protein Nach (gene ppk27). Gene Ontology annotation, molecular function: ligand-gated sodium channel activity. Gene Ontology annotation, cellular component: membrane. The coding region runs from base 708 to 1976 and encodes 422 amino acids. The record is from RefSeq and is a predicted model, not a curated record. The transcript has 3 exons. Gene Ontology annotation, biological process: sodium ion transmembrane transport. Lineage: Eukaryota; Metazoa; Arthropoda; Insecta; Diptera; Drosophilidae.
AUUUCUCUCUUUAACUGGGUCAGCCAUAAGCUUAAUUUUCGUUUGCAAUAUACCAAUGCUUAUUUUUAAGAACUAAACAAGAAAGGAAGCUUCGGCAAGCUUACACUUGUAAGCCAUAAAUUUGCCAAUUUUUGUCCGAUUCUUAAAUGGCAUACCUCUAAUCUGUUUGUAAUCGCAUCCUUAAUAAAACUGCAUUCAAAGUUUUCCAUUUCUUGAAGGUCGACUUUUCGUCGUCUUACACUGAGAGGCUAGUUUACAUAAAAAUAGAUUGACGAAUGGUGAUGGUAUAAAUUGUUAGACAUAGAAUUAGGCUAUUACUAGAACUCGUAGAAAAGGGGGUUUCCCUUCUAAAUCCCAUUAAUAUGCAACCCUUAGCAUUAGCGUGAUAUAUAUUUGAUUAGCUUGUGUGGGUGUGUAUCUGUGAAUGUGAAUGUGUUUCUUGUGUGUUUACCAUAGCUCUCCGGUAAAUUACAGUUGACAGUCGUUGCAUGUUUCGACUUACGAUACUCGGCAACUGCCAUUUCCAUUAAUGGCCACUCAGCCACGCCUUCAACUUGUUGAGCUAAUAUAAUUUGACGUUAUUUAUUCGGCUGGAGACACUCGAGGAGCUAUCUUCACUGGAUAAUCGGGGUUCUCAAUGCCAUAAUUACCCGGCUUAGGAGCUAUAAAAUGUAGUGCAGGAAAAAUAUCACUUUAGUAUUGCCAAAAUGUCUCGAAUUGUAGAGGCUUUCAAUAAAACAGUGGUGGAAUAUUUUCGAAAAACAAGUCUCAAUGGCUUCGGCCUGCUUUACUUUAUAAGAAGACGCCGGAUUCAGAGAAUCUUCUGGUUUCUGUUUAUUAGUUUUGGCAUACUCUUCGCUGCUUAUGCCGUGUUUGCCAUGAUUCUGGAAUUUCUCAGCUACUCAUCUAUUACAGAGCUCUCAGAAGUGCAAGUUGUAGAAGAGGAAAUGCUUUUUCCUGAGUUGAAAAUAUGCAGUGGAUAUAGGUUUAGUCGAAGGAAAAUGGUUAGAUAUGCACAGGGUUUGCUUAAUUACAACCAAAGUUCCGAAGAGUAUUGGCUGAAUGAGUUAUCAUUGCUCUCGGGUUACUUUGAUCCCUUGUCUGUUAAACCAGAGGAUGUAUUCAAUAUAAAUACUUUACUGGAUGUUCAAAAUAUUAGCCUUCUUUUGCUAACUUUAACUCCCGCCUGUGAGUCCUUAAUAAAAAGUUGUAAAGUUAAUCAAAUGCCAGUAAAUUGCUCAGAACUAUUUAUACUGAAAGCUCAUAACCAAGGAAUUUGUUGUGCCUUAAGCAAAGCGAAUCUCACGGGAGAACUUUCUCUUUUUUUGGACUCCUCGCAAGAAGAUGCAUAUCCUUUAAAGGAAAACUUUCCCGGCUUUAGCCUGCAUGUUCCGAGUUGGCUGGGCAGAAUUAGCAUUAACCCCGGCGAAGUGGCAGCAAUACAAGUGGAAGUUAUGGAGCUUCAGGGAAAUCCUCAAUUAAGAGAGUACGCCAUAGAAAAGCGAGGUUGUUAUUUUCCCCAAGAGGGCAAAAGCCGGGAAAAGUGCCUCAAUGAGUGUAAACUAAAUGCCACGCUAAUUAAUUGCCAGUGUGUGCCAUAUCCUUUCGAGUUGAGCGAGGAUAUUUUUCAGCACUGCACUUUGGAGAAUGUAACUUGUUUGCAGUUGGUGGAAAGGAAUUGGUCCCCAUCUCAGUGCGCCCAGUGUCUGCCGCUCUGCAAUGAACUGUAUUAUAGAUUAAAGAAGAAAAUCCUGGGAUAUUUGCAUCCGUGGAGAAGCGAAGUGAAUUUUAAAUACGUGACUCCACGUCGGCAGCUGUACAAAGCAAACAUUCUCUACCAUUGGUAUCAGAUGCUGUCAAACGUCGGUGGCGUUCUGGGCAUUUGCAUCGGCUGCUCCUUCAUCAGUGGCUUCGAGUUGAUCUACUUCAUGGUCUUUCGCCUAUGGUCCAACUAUCUUCGGCAGCCGGAGAUUUAAUUAAGUUAAAUGUUACUCAUACGCCGUGUGGACAGAUGCGAUGUGAUGUAUCUCGGCGACAACGUGCG